AAGCGCCAGUAGCUAGCGCUUGUAGAAGAGGCGUGUCCUGUUGUGUACGCAUCUGAGGGAAUACGUCAUGGUGAUGGUCGUCCGUCAGUGGUGUGGUGUACGCGGAAAUCUUACCGAGCUGAAAUGGUCAACAGUUUUAGUGAAGUUUUGUGUUCUUCGUGUCGGAUCUGAAGUGGCUCGCUCUUGAAGAACGCAACCCACACGGCGUAAAGCUGGUGCGCGCCAAGGAAAGACGGGAAAAUAGGGCACAGUACGGAACGCAUCCAGGCAUUGCGUAUGGCAUGGCGGACGGGGGCCAGUCUACGGAGAACCCCACAGCCGAAGAGGGCACGAGUCAAGGCGGCGCAACGAAGCUGCUACGGUUGCGGAUUGUGGCAGGCCAUAGUUUGGCCAAAAAAGACAUUUUUGGAGCAAGCGAUCCUUAUGUGCGAAUUGACCUUGUCAAGGCGAGGGGCGACAGCUACACGGUCUUGGAUUCACUCUACACGAAAACCAAAAAGAAGACGCUGCAUCCAAAAUGGGAUGAAGAAUUUGUGAUCAAGGUUGAUCCUCAGGAGCACAAGAUAGUCAUGGAAGUCUUUGAUGAAAACAGACUGUCUUUAUGGCGAGGAAUGCGAUCGAACAGUGUGCCCGCUGCUGUCACAGUGUCUGGUGCGCGCUCAAUGCCACAGACUCGCGACGACUUCCUGGGUCUGGUGGAGUUGCCCCUGGCGGCCAUACCUGUGGAACGACCGGGGAGGCACAUCCCUCACAAAUACUACCUGCUCCGGCCGCGCAGCAGCGCCAAGUCCCGGGUCAAGGGCCACCUGCAGGUCUACCAUGCCUACCUGCCAGACGGGGAGCAGCAAGCAGCUGAGAACGCAAACCAGAGCUCAACAGACGAGGGAUGGGAGGUAGUAGACGCUGAAGAUGGUGGGCCGCCAUCAUCUCAAGGGGCUGGCAGCAGCAGCAGUCCAGAGUUCUCAGGCAGCGAAGCACCUCCUUCACCACUGCCACCUGGCUGGGAGGAGCGGGAAGAUGCCUGCGGACGUAUCUAUUACGUCAAUCAUGUGGCACGCACCACGCAAUGGGAGCGUCCUAUCCGGGGCAGUGAUGGCACAGAGGAAGGUGCGGCAGCUCACCAGCGGAACUUAGACCUGGCGCAGGAGUUCCAGCGGAGAGUCCACAUCAGCGUUGACGAGACGGCCGAUCACUCCACUACCCCUAAUCACACAGAGGAGCCGCAGGCGGUGCCAUCUGUGCAAAGGGGCAGUGUUGUAGAGGCUACCGCACAGCAGAAUGGAACUCUGCCUCCUGGUGCCAAUUCACAGCGUCGGUUUACCUUGCCCAUGGAGGCCAACAUGCGGACCCAGCUGACGUCAGCACCCCAGCCGAGUCCCGAGGGUUUGCCAGCUGGCUGGUCCCUGCAGGUGGCUCCCAAUGGGCGCCUCUUCUUCAUUGACCACAACACCAAGACCACCACCUGGGUGGAUCCUAGGACAGGAAAACCAAGCGACUUGCCCAGGCAUGGUAGCCUUCCUGGAAGCCAGCAGAACACCAUGGAUGACUUGGGACCACUUCCUGAUGGCUGGGAAGAGCGCGUCCACACAGAUGGCCGAAUUUUCUUCAUUGAUCACACCGCAAGGAUAACACAAUGGGAGGAUCCUCGCUUCAACAAUCCGAAUGUUGCUGGUCCCGCUGUGCCAUAUUCAAGGGAUUACAAGAGGAAGUAUGAGUAUCUUAAAUCCAAGCUUCCAAAGCCGCCUGGAAACAUUCCGAACAAAUUUGAACUGAAGGUAUCGCGGGCUCGGAUUCUGGAAGACUCGUAUCGCAUCCUAAGCAAUGUUACGUGCGUGGAUCGCCUGAGAUCGAAGCUUUGGGUCGAGUUCGACGGUGAGGAGGUUUUGGACUACGGUGGCGCCUCGCGGGAGUUCUUCUACCUGCUGUCUCGGGAGAUGUUCAACCCGUACUACGGCCUCUUCGAGUAUUCAGCAGCGGACAACUACACACUUCAGAUCAACCAGUGCUCAGGAAUGUGUAAUGAAGACCAUCUUUCUUACUUCAAGUUCAUUGGAAGAGUGGCUGGUAUGGCUGUUUAUCAUGGAAAACUGCUCGACGCAUUCUUCAUUCGACCGUUCUACAAAAUGAUGCUCGGCAAGCCUAUCACUAUCAAGGACAUGGAGUCUGUGGACACGGAAUACUACAACUCGCUGCGCUGGAUCAUGGACAACGAUCCCGCUGAACUGGACCUCCGAUUCUCGGUGGACGAAGAUCUGUUCGGGCAGAUGCAACAGCGUGAGCUAGUGCCUGGCGGUGCCGAUCUACCCGUCACGCAGGAGAACAAGGCACGCUACGUCGACCUUGUGAUACAGUGGCGCUUCGCAUCUCGCGUGCGGCCCCAGAUGAAUGCCUUCCUCGAAGGUCUGAACGAGCUGGUACCCCUGGCCCUGCUGCGCGUCUUCGAUGAGCAUGAACUCGAGUUGCUAAUGUGCGGCAUCGGCCAGAUCGACGUGCGUGACUGGCGGCGCCACACCGUCUACAAGGGCGGCUACCACGCCAACCACGUGGUGGUCCAGUGGUUCUGGAGGCUGGUUCUGUCGUUCAACAACGAGAUGCGGUCACGCCUGCUCCAGUUUGUCACGGGCACCUCGAGGGUUCCGAUGAACGGCUUUGCCGAGCUGCACGGCAGCAAUGGGCCGCAGCCCUUUACGCUGGAACGGUGGGGAUCGCCCAGCAACCUGCCUCGCUCUCACACCUGCUUCAACCGGUUAGAUCUGCCGAUGUACGAGAGCUACCAAGAUCUCCGGGAGAAAUUGAUACAGGCCAUUGAAGGAUCAGAAUCCUUUGGAGGAGUCGACUAGCAUUCCACGCUGCCAUGGUGUCUGAAGCUUCUGUGGCACAUUUCACAGGGACACGACCUAUGUGCAUGUCCACAGGGUUUGAACAGUCUUGUUACGCCAUCUUAUCUCAAGUGUCAGCACAAGAACAAGUUUUAGUCACCCACAUGCAACAAGUGCCUUUUCUGCUGCUCAUCCAGCCAAUGGGGGCCACGAUACAAGCUUGCUUUUUUUUUCUUCUUUCUCCUCUUGUGUGGACUGGACUGCUGACCAACGUUGCUCGGCCUAGCGAAGUGUUCUUGUUUGUGCUUUUGCAGGCACGUAGUAUAGUAGUAGUAGUAGCAGCAUCUCUCAAUCAUUCAUCUGGCUUUGGCAAGCAUCAUUGUUUCGCCAUUUUGGUUAAGGGUCUCUUUAUUUUAGUGUCACCGUAACCCAGUCUCCAGAGGAAACACCAGUCUCAUGUCUUACUGGUUGUACGAAGUGCUGCUAUUUGAGGUUGUUGGAGAAAAAUAUGUUGUGCGUUUGAAGACACGGCCGAAAGAAAUGAAAUGCACGUAGGUCCAUGUGUCAUUUCUUUCUGCUGUUCUUGUGCGCAGUGUGUUACGUAUUCAGCUUGUUGAUGCCACAUUUACAAGUCUAAUCUUGAGCAGAGCUGUGCAUCACCAGCGGCUUUUUUACUAGAUGUUGAGUGAAGGUCUUAUACAUUACCUGCGAGAGGCUGGCAACUGGUAUAUGAACUAGCACUGUUCGCUUACCCCUGUGUGAUGAAGCGACAGCUACAAGUUUAUACUUGGUGAUGUUACAUUUGGAGGCACCCACUUUUAUUCUUGUAUUGUCUCCAAGAGUUCAAGCAGCAUUCAGCGUGUACCUGUUCUUGACAACAGUGGCAUAAUUAGAGUGGGUACCGAACAGCGGCACCUGUAGCGUCUUUUAACUAGUCAAGUUUUACGACAAGCCCUUCAGGCUGUCAGUGUAUGUCAGACUGAUACUUUCAGAUUCUGAAAUGAGAAGUGUAGUUUGCCGAGCAACGAGAAUUUUUGAACCUUGUGAAGUCCUUGUAAAAUGAAAAAGAAAGAGGGUGGUGCAAGGGGCAGGAGUCCUGUACUGUAAAUUCACGUUUGCAGGACUUGUGUUUACACAAGCAUCUUCAGCUCCUCGUAUACUAUUGGCUGGAGAAGCACUUGUUUUAAUGUUACCGUAUUUCCACAGAGAUUGGCAGUGGUCAUUGUCACUGCACCUGAUGCACUUUCUUUAAUACUAUAGUAGAGGCAACUCUGCAGAACGAGCGGUAUGGUUAAGAUAUUGUGGAGAGAUGUUUUGUGUUUGUGCGACUAUAAUAAGACUGUUCUUUUUUUCUUUUUUUUUUGCUACACUUUAAUAUGCAAUGAGCUCAACCACUACGCAACUGGGCUUUGUGGAAAAGCCAACCUUUCAAGCUAAGGAAGAAUGUCAGUGCAGUUGCACGGUAAGGAGUGAAAGUACUAUUAAUGAGAUGCACACCAGUACAGCCUUACUUUUACAAGCACAGCUAGCUAUCCUGGCUGGUUUUAUGGCACAUCAGGGGCAUUUUAGUGUAGCACUGUUGACGGAGUGUUACAAUAAUGCACACCCUUGCGAGCCCUGGUGCAAGUCCCAUGGAGUCGUGUAUCGCCGUUGCCACUCGCACAUCCCGCCUUGCUAAAGCACUCCAAGCAUUAGUGCGGUUGUGUUUCACAAUGUCGCAUUGCAUUACAAUCAUAAUGUCAUUUGUUUCUUGUCAGUUUCCGCAUUAAGAUCGUGCAAAUGCAGCAUGUUGCUCCAGUAUGCGUGUCGAGAAUAUUGGAGUUGCCUCGAGAAAUGUGAUGCGGCAUGUGGGAUCGCGCAUUACCUUGUAACAAGCGAGUUUUUCUCCAAUUGAAACAGUUUGAACCGAUGGCAUGUGUGUUUUCUUCUGCGCAGACAGAACUAGGGUUGCAGUGUGCGGAAACAUUUUCCACUCUCCAACCACACUACAAACCGUGUAUAGCGCUACAGUAUUCAAACGUGUAGAUUUUGAUUUGACAUCCUUUAUAGCUUUUACAUGCUGAUAAUGGAGGCUCGUAUGUGGCCUCGGGAGAACGACUCUCAGCGAAAUGCAGCUUUUGAUGAAGUUUAGGGUCUGCAUGCCUGUUGGUGUUCCUGAUGUACAAGGUCCUAUUGGACCAAUGUGAACGACUGCGUUCCCGCACACUGCAUCUCCACUUUGCUGCUUGUACACCAAGGUGGUGUGAAAUUGCUGCACAAGCCCUUGUUGACAAAACCUUUAGCUAAGUCAUUAAAGCACUUGUUUGAACUUUUAUAUAUAUGAAAGUUGUUGAACUACUUUGACCCGCAGCUCCAUCUAUGUACAACUAAAGAAACAUAAACAGCUCUAUAUACUGAAACCUGCUUUCAUGUUGCGGCUUGUAAAGCAGAAAAAUACACCUACAUUAUUUAAUGUUUGUCAGAAUGUCACAUCUUGCUCUUCAGAUUUUUAGAUGCUUUUAUGGAAGUAGAAAGCUUGUUUUGUAUAUUAUUUCAUGGAUUUGUGUUUGGGCUGUUUCGACCUUUGAAUUGCCGUAAUUGUGAGAGGGGGUGUUGUGCCGUUUGGGUUAGGUUGAGUUUUGAACUGUGUGUAAUAUACAGCAAUUUAUUAGCAGAGCUUUACUUAGAUGGAUUGAGGUUAUUGAUUACAUAUUUACUUGUAUGUAUAUUGUGUGUUCAUAUGCUAUUCAGACUUUUUGACUGCAUUAUGUGAGGCAACCGUGUGCAACAGCAGCAACUUUAGGUAAACGACAGUUGUACUUCAUUUAGCAAGAUUUGUGCAGCCAUCACCAUUUGAAGACAACAAAGAAAUGUAUUUCUCCAAUAGCUAAUUUGUUGUUUGAUGGAAUCUUGUGGUACUUAAUUCAGUUUUUAAUUGUGCUUGAUGUCUCAACACCUUACGUACAGGAUCGUGUACAGCGCACAAGUAGGUAACAAAGCAACAGUUAUGGGGUUAUAUAUGCCUUGUAUUGCACGCUAUAGCUUGUGUCAGAUAAGUGAGCCUUCGUGAAAAAAUGUCCCUGACAGCUGUUCCUGUAGAAAAGCCUUUUUUGUUUUAAUCGGUAAAAUCUCCUCUGCGACUACUACUAGCGGUUGUUAUGACCUUUACCUACCUCUUGCAAAGAAAGCCAGCUUUGAGCCUUGUAUAUCGAAACAUGCAACUUUACUAGACGAGCACAUGAAGAAAAAUGUCCCGAGCGUUGGCGCCUUUUUUGCUUGCCAUGCUUGACACGACAUGUAUAAGUCGACCAUGUACCAGCACAGAAGUUGAAAAGUGUGGCAUCACUCGCAGCAUACCUGUUUGCCUUACUCUUGAACUCCGCAAACAGGAUUGGAAUAUUUUGUGUCCUCUCGCGAGGCAGCGUACAGCUUUCCGAUUGUUACAAAGCAGCACUUGCCGACAGCAUGUUUGCUCAAUUUAGGAGUUGAAAGCACAUUGCCAAUUAAAUUUAUGCACGCAGCUUCUCCUACUGCCCGAUUUCAUGCUGCCGUAUUUUAAAUAGAACCGUGCCGAGUUCAAGUGAGAUUUUGUUUUAUGUAUGCGAUUAUAAAACCCCCUUUGGAGUGCAUGCUGUCUUUUUUUCUUUACACCUUUUUUUUAUUUUGCUGUUUCGGCACGCACAUGUUUUGACGAAAAGCCUGUGAAAAUUGCUGUUGCUCGAUUUUUUUACGGCAAACAGUGAACCCAAGUAUUUUUUUUUUUUUUGCUUUGUGCAUCGAGCAUGUCCUUUUUCUGUUGUUGAAAGCAAAAUUUUCACUGGCAAACUUGCGUCUACUGCUUGAGCUUUGAGUCACGCACUGAGUCAUUCAAGUUUGUGUACAAUAAAUAGCGUUUGGCAGAUGCCUUUAUUUAUAAAUAAAACUUAGAACUGACAAA
This is a messenger RNA of Rhipicephalus sanguineus (brown dog tick), 6735 nucleotides long. It is a transcript of the gene Nedd4, whose product is annotated as E3 ubiquitin-protein ligase NEDD4-like. NCBI's taxonomy places the organism in Eukaryota, Metazoa, Arthropoda, Arachnida, Ixodida, Ixodidae. Gene Ontology annotation, biological process: regulation of dendrite morphogenesis; ubiquitin-dependent protein catabolic process. The record is from RefSeq and is a predicted model, not a curated record. Gene Ontology annotation, molecular function: protein binding; ubiquitin protein ligase activity; sodium channel inhibitor activity.